AUGAAAAAAAAAUUGAAACGUAUUCAAAUUAUUCAUCGAACAAAAGAUGGAAAAUGUAAUAAAUUCUGGCAAAAUAUUGAUUUUAAUCGAAUGAUUACACUUAAACAUAUUUGGAUUGAUGUAAAUCAACAAUCAAUUUUAUCAUCAGAUGAUAAUCAGAAAUUUUAUUGUUAUAAAACAAAAACAUUAUUACCAGAAUGGUAUCAUAUUGAUUUGUUAAAUGAUAAUGAUCAAAUAUUAAUUGAGGAAUUUAAUGAAAAGUAA
Messenger RNA from Adineta steineri, 264 nucleotides. The record is from the annotation of a GenBank genome assembly. NCBI's taxonomy places the organism in Eukaryota, Metazoa, Rotifera, Eurotatoria, Adinetida, Adinetidae.